Molecule: messenger RNA, 1961 nt
Organism: Elgaria multicarinata webbii
Lineage: Eukaryota; Metazoa; Chordata; Lepidosauria; Squamata; Anguidae
Gene: ME3
Product: malic enzyme 3
Exons: 15
Coding region: 115-1938 (607 amino acids)
Biological process (GO): malate metabolic process; pyruvate metabolic process
Cellular component (GO): mitochondrion
Molecular function (GO): NAD binding; malate dehydrogenase (decarboxylating) (NADP+) activity
Source: RefSeq, a predicted model, not a curated record
UAUGCGCUGCUGCUGGGUGCAAUUGCCGGCUGAUGAGCGAGGCACCUUGAUCUGAGCAAAGGAAGCGCGGUAGAGCCUACUCAGGUGAAGGAUCUCCUCCAGGUGAAGGAAAGGAUGCUGAUGCCCGUUUGCAGGAGAACCGGGAGCCACCUUCUUCAGAUGGUGGGGGCCACCAGCACAGUCCAAGGCCUCCGCUUCCCCCAGAAUAGAUGCUGCUACUCGAGAGAAUCCUAUCCUUCGCCCACGAAAGCCACGGGGAUUAAAAAGAGGGGCUAUGACAUCACCAGGAACCCCCAGCUCAACAAGGGAAUGGCCUUCACCCUUGAAGAGAGACUCCAGCUGGGAAUUCACGGUCUGCUUCCUCCUUGCUUCUUGAGCCAAGACGUUCAAGUUCUCCGUGUCCUCAAAAGCUAUGAGACCAAAGCCAAUGAUCUAGACAAAUACAUUAUCCUCAUGACGCUGCAAGACCGAAAUGAGAAGCUGUUCUACCGUGUCCUCACGUCGGACAUAGAAAGAUUCAUGCCAAUAGUUUACACCCCAACGGUGGGUUUGGCCUGCCAGCAGUACGGCCUAGCGUUCAGAAGGCCACGUGGGCUGUUCAUUACCAUUCAUGACAAAGGACACAUUGCAACGAUGCUGAAUUCGUGGCCUGAAGAAAACAUAAAGGCUAUUGUGGUGACAGACGGAGAGAGAAUACUAGGUCUGGGAGAUCUAGGAAGCUAUGGCAUGGGAAUCCCAGUCGGAAAGCUUGCUCUGUACACAGCUUGUGGUGGAGUUCACCCCCAGCAGUGCCUCCCUGUCCUUCUAGAUGUUGGCACAGACAAUGAGGCCCUCCUGAACGAUCCGCUCUACAUCGGUCUGAAGCACAAGAGAGUUCGUGGGAAACAGUACGACGCCCUGAUUGAUGAGUUUAUGCAAGCAGUGGCUAACAAGUACGGAAUGAAUUGCCUCAUUCAGUUUGAGGACUUUGCGAACGCCAACGCAUUCCGACUCCUCAACAAAUACCGUAACCGAUAUUGCACAUUCAAUGACGACAUUCAGGGAACUGCCUCUGUUGCAGUAGCUGGGAUCUUCGCAGCCUUAAGGAUCACAAAGAACAAGCUUUCUGAACACAAGUUUGUCUUCCAAGGAGCUGGAGAGGCCGCUAUGGGCAUAGCUCACCUGAUUGUCAUGGCCCUGGAAAAGGAAGGAGUUUCAAGGGAAGAAGCUAUUAAAAAAAUCUGGAUGGUGGAUUCCAAGGGACUCAUUGUCAAGGGCAGGAGUCACCUGAACCACGAGAAGGAGAUGUUUGCUCAAGACCACCCCAAUGUGAAGACCCUUGAGGAAGUGGUGCACACAGUAAAACCAACAGCCCUUAUUGGUGUGGCUGCCGUUGCAGGCGCUUUCACCGAGCAGAUUUUGAAGGACAUGGGGACGUUCAACGAGAGGCCAAUUGUGUUUGCCCUUAGUAACCCCACGAGCAAAGCAGAGUGCACGGCCGAACAGUGCUACCGCUUGACAGAGGGACGAGGGAUAUUUGCAAGUGGUAGCCCUUUCCCGAAAGUGACCCUGCCAAACGGACAGACUUUCUUUCCUGGCCAAGGAAACAACGCCUAUGUCUUCCCGGGAAUUGCUCUGGGUGUGAUCGCCUGUGGCGUCCGGCACAUCUCUGAUGACAUCUUUCUCACCACAGCAGAGUCAAUUGCAGAAGAGGUCACGGAGGAGAAUCUUGCCGAAGGAAGGUUGUAUCCACCUCUGAGCUCCAUUCAAGACGUCUCCUUCAAAAUUGCUGUUAAAGUCGUUGACUAUGCCUACAAACACAACUUGGCCUCCUGGUACCCAGAACCAGAAAACAAAGAAGCCUUCGUUAAAUCCCUCAUUUACAGCCCUGACUAUGAUUCCUUCAUUAUAGAUAACUACCAGUGGCCACAGGAAGCCAUGGAGACUCAAAAUAUUUAAUGUUCUCUUUGGGGGAGGGGAGG